This is a messenger RNA of Musa acuminata AAA Group (dessert banana), 922 nucleotides long. Its product is annotated as ADP-ribosylation factor-like protein 8c. NCBI's taxonomy places the organism in Eukaryota, Viridiplantae, Streptophyta, Magnoliopsida, Zingiberales, Musaceae. Gene Ontology annotation, molecular function: GTP binding; GTPase activity. Gene Ontology annotation, biological process: protein transport. Bases 205 to 759 code for a protein of 184 amino acids. The transcript has 6 exons. The record is from RefSeq and is a predicted model, not a curated record.
UUCUAAUCCAUCGUUUGCUUUUGUGGAACCACAAUUAGGAGCUAUGGAUGAAAUCGAUCUCUGUACGUGGCCAAGAAAUCCCUGUUACGGCUCCGUCAUCUUCCCCAUUAACUCUUACGGGCCUUCGGUUCGCUAUUCUUUUUGAUUCGGGGAGACAAUAUCUCUAGGGUUUUCCGUGAGGACGGCUUCUCCAAUUCCUUCGAGAUGGGCCUUUGGGAUUCCUUCCUCAAUUGGCUUCGCAGUUUGUUUUUCAAGCAGGAAAUGGAACUUUCGUUAAUUGGCCUUCAAAAUGCAGGAAAGACAUCGCUUGUUAAUGCUAUUGCUACUGGUGGCUACAGCGAGGACAUGAUUCCUACCGUGGGUUUCAACAUGCGGAAAGUUACAAAGGGAAAUGUUACCAUAAAACUCUGGGAUCUAGGAGGGCAACGGAGAUUUCGCACAAUGUGGGAGCGAUACUGUCGUGGAGUCUCUGCAAUUCUAUAUGUGGUAGACGCAGCAGACAGAGACAGUGUGCCCAUAUCCAAAAGUGAAUUGCAUGAGCUGCUGAUGAAGCCAUCCCUCAGUGGAAUCCCCUUGCUUGUUCUUGGCAAUAAAAUCGACAAAUCAGAAGCUCUUUCCCAACAGGCGUUAGUGGACCUCUUGGGGCUGGAACACAUCAAGGAUAGGGAACUCUGCUGCCACAUGAUCUCAUGCAAGGAAUCAGUUAACAUAGACAUGGUUAUUGAUUGGCUCAUCAAGCAUGCAAGGAAAGCAAAGUAAUGGAUUACCACCUGUGGUGUGUUUGGGUUGCUUGUAGGAAUCUGUUCUGAAGUAAAUAAUGCUUAUUUCAAAUUUGUGAUUCAUGAUUUUAAGAGCAACACAAGAAUUCUGGAUAUCUGCUUGUAUUUUGAUGGUUCAUAAUUAGUAAAAGGGUACUUGUCUA